AUGGAUAAGCUGCGGAACCUCUGGGGCGGCGCGGCCGACGCCGUGCAGGACAAGAUCAAGAGUGGUGAGAAGGAGCUGCGCCGGGCUGCGAGCGACGCCAGCGCGCGGGCACAGCAGGCAGCGGCGGACGCAGCGGAGGAGGCCAAGCGCCGCUUACAGCAGAAGACACAGGAAGCCAGGGAAGCUGCCAGACACAAGGUGGAGGAUAUACAGAAGGCAGCUAAGCACAAAGUGGAGGAGACGCGCGCAGCAGCCGCCGCCAAAGCUCGCGGCAUCGGCGCCAACGUGCUGCACAACUUACGCAAUAACCAGGAGAACGCCACGCGCCAGUUGCGUGAGAACGCCAAAGUGCUGCAGCGCUCAGCUAGCGACACUGUCGAUGACUUGAAGAAGCGCGCGCAGCAGAGCGCGACGGAAGCCACCAAUGCGGCUCAGGAACGUGUUCGAUCCUCAGUAUCUGAGGGGGCUCAGAAGCUGAAGCGGACGUCGUCGUCGGUAGUGGAAGCUAUUGACCCACGAGCGAGUGCGCGUCGAGUGCGCAACAGGCUACUGAUGGUGGGAUUUAUCGGGAUUUUCUUGUACGGCUUUGGGUCAGCCAUGCCUCAUGCCAUGGCGAAGUAUGCACUGGAGAAAGCAAAAAUCGAAGAGGAGGCAGCAGUGCGGGCGGAAAAUGCAGCAGCUCAGCGAAGAAAUGAAGAUAUCGAGUGA
Molecule: messenger RNA, 708 nt
Organism: Phytophthora sojae
Lineage: Eukaryota; Oomycota; Peronosporomycetes; Peronosporales; Peronosporaceae
Exons: 3
Coding region: 1-708 (235 amino acids)
Source: RefSeq, a predicted model, not a curated record